CACCUAGAGGUUCAGCAAGAGGAGACCUCCUAAAGUACGUGUCCGACAGCUGUUGUGCACAGUCACUGUCACACGGGGCUAAGAAACUACUCAAUACAAAGUAUCAUACACUUAUUGAGAGACACACGGAACUAGAGUUUCGCAUUCCUUUAUUCAACUCGGACAUAUUUAUAACCCGGACAACAGAAACAUCUCCUUAACAAGUAUGCCGGAUAUGCCGCUGUUAUGAUGUCAUGAUGGAUUCGGGACGGCGGAGAGGUUUGAACAGUGUCCUGUCCUCCCUGUCUCUGCUCUGUGUGGUCCUGGACCUACAGCUGGACGGUGUUUUAGGCGCCACACCUGUUGAGAUCGAGCAACAUCUGGAAAUGGGCCGUAAGCUGCUGGCAGCCGGACAGUUGGCUGAGGCCCUGUCUCACUAUCAUUCAGCUGUGGAGGGCGACUCUAAGAACUACCUGACGUACUACAAACGGGCCGCCGUUUUCCUGGCCAUGGGCAAGUCCAAGUCAGCGCUGCCAGACCUGACCCAAGCCAUUCAGCUCAAGCCAGACUUCCUCGCUGCCAGACUGCAGAGGGGUAAUAUUCUGCUGAAACAAGGCAGUACUCAAGAGGCCAGAGAAGACUUCCAGGCAGUACUGAAGCGUUCCCCGGAUCAUGAGGAAGCACAUGACCAGCUCCACAAGGCCGAUGAGCUGGAGUUACUCCAGGAAGAGGCAUAUGAGGCGUAUCACCACGGAGACUACACCACUUCUGUCCAGGUGCUGGAGCGAGUCAUAGAGCUUUCUCCAUGGGACCCAGAGUCUCGAGAACUGAGAGCCGAGUGUUUCAUCCGCCUCGGGGAGCCGAGGAAGGCCAUCAUGGACCUGACACCAGCAACCCGUCUCCGUGCGGACAACCGAGCAGGCUUCCUCAAACUCAGUCAACUACAUUACAGUUUAGGCGAGCAUCACGACUCACUUAAUCAUGUCCGUGAGUGUCUGAAGCUGGAUCAGGAUGACAAGGAGUGUUUCGCACACUACAAACAGGUCAAGAAGCUCAGCAAGCAGCUGGACUCUGCAGAAGAGCUGAUCUCAGAACAGAGGUAUCAGGAAGCCAUCGAUAAGUACGAGUCUGUGAUGCGAACGGAGCCAAAUGUUGCGUUCUACAUUAAUAAAGCAAAGGAGAGGAUCUGUUUCUGCUUAAUCAAAAUGAAGGAAGCCGAGGAAGCCUUAGACAUUUGUUCAGAAGCUCACCAGAGAGAGCCUCAGAAUAUCCACAUCCUCCGGGACCGAGCGGAGGCCUACAUCCUACUCCAGGAAUAUGAGAAAGCUGUGGAAGACUAUCAGGAGGCUCGGGAGUUUGAUCAAGACAACCAAGAGAUCCGUGAAGGUCUCGAUCGGGCACAGAAGCUCCUCAAGCUUUCUCGCAAGAGGGACUAUUACAAGAUCCUGGGGGUCAGCAGGAGUGCCAACAAACAGGAAAUCAUAAAAGCAUACAGAAAGCUGGCUCAGCAGUGGCAUCCUGAUAAUUUCCAGUCUGAAGCAGACAAGAAAGAGGCCGAGAAAAGGUUUAUUGAAAUUGCAUCAGCAAAGGAAGUGCUCACAGAUCCAGAAAUGCGUCAGAAGUUUGAUUCGGGCGAGGACCCUCUGGACCCUGAGAAUAAUCAGGGUGGAGGAGGAGGAAACAGAGAAUGGCCCUUUGGCUUCAACCCCUUUGAGAACGGAAACUUCCACUUCAAGUUCCAGUACAACUAAUAACAGAGCGGCUGAUGCAGUAUAAACGGACAAUGAUUUGGACUAAGAAACCUGACUAGAGAACCAGCGUUAUCCAAACUGAACUUUAGAGGAAUCUUAUCAAAGGGGGAGUUUGUUUUUGUUGUUGUUGUUGUUGUUGAGACUUGAAUCCACAGGCUGUUUGGGACUUCUCCAGGAGCAAAUUACUUGAUGGGACGGACACCAUUAGUUUGGUGUUUGCUUUUCUCUGCUAAAAGACUUUAAAAUGGAGUCUAGUUGAACUUGGAGUCUUAAACCCAGCUGAGUCAUUACGGCUCGACAUUUUCUUUGACGUAUGUGCCAUUGUCUCUCUCAUACUGUCUUUUUUUUCUGCUGCUUGUUUGUUUACUUUGAAUGACACUCCAGAAUUUAGGGUUGUGGUUUCUUUUAGACCGUGCCAAGUACUUCUGAGACCAGUAUGUCAUAUUUGCAUUCUUAAUGUUUCAGCUCUGACAUGCCGGCAGCCUUGAAAUAGAUAAAGCAGUAUUGCACGCUUUUCUGGCAAAAGAA
Molecule: messenger RNA, 2258 nt
Organism: Rhinichthys klamathensis goyatoka
Lineage: Eukaryota; Metazoa; Chordata; Actinopteri; Cypriniformes; Leuciscidae
Gene: dnajc3b
Product: DnaJ (Hsp40) homolog, subfamily C, member 3b
Exons: 13
Coding region: 234-1730 (498 amino acids)
Biological process (GO): protein folding in endoplasmic reticulum
Cellular component (GO): endoplasmic reticulum
Molecular function (GO): misfolded protein binding; protein-folding chaperone binding
Source: RefSeq, a predicted model, not a curated record